UUUUAAUGGAUCUGCACAUUUCUAGACUAUCAAGAUGACUGAAGUCAAAUGUUUAAGGAGAGAAGCUGGCGACUCAGUACUCGAAUGGUCUUGUAAAAAAAAAGGUGAAGAUUUCAACAUUUGUGGUCGCUGUCAGUCGUGUGUCCUCUCUCAGAAACUGCACCACUACACCCAGUGGGUGAAUAAGACUGGAGGAGCAUCUCAGAGGAGGUUUCUCACUGGUAUCCUAGUGCGGUGCCACAAUCUUCAAAUCCUGGAGCAUCUUCAGGGUGUUUUACAAGUGACAUCAGGGAAAGAUUUCACUUAUUCCAGGUCCAGAGCUUUGCCCAGCAAACCCGAGGACACCAUAUGGAGGAUGGAUGGAGCUAUGGACACAAAACUGCAUGGAAUGGGCAUGUUGGAAACCUGGGAAUGGUUUAGGAAGAGCCCAGACUCGACCAAGUCCAAGUAUGUGCUGGGGCUCUUGUCUUUAUGUGACACCCCUCUUUUGCACAUGUUAGCAAAUUUGGUGCAUAUCCUGAUUGUUUGGGAGAAACACAAAUUUCUUCAAUUCAGCAAUGCUGAUCUCUCAGUUACAGAGUCACGCGUCUCCUACCAUUCAGAUGACCACCCGGAUCUGGAUCUUCUCAUCAAGGCAUGUACUUCAUAUGAGCCAGCUGAUCUCCCUCGAGAAGCUCACCAGGGCAGUCAGACAGAUGUCUUAAAACAGGAGCACUCAGAACAGAUAAAGGAUGCCAAAUCUCUCAAGAGUAUCUGUCAUGAGGUUGAGCUGGACAUGCAGAAUUUAGACCCCUGGAACAAAAGAAAAGGGAGAGAUUCUGACUCCGACAAUUCUGAUGAUCCUGAUCCUGCCCUCACCGUCGUCCCCAGGUCUUCAAAAUCUCUGUCAGGGGUCAGCCGUCAUAAAGAUUUUAUCCGAAGACUGCCAGUCGACAUUGCAAAGAUAAUGUUGGGGCUUUUGGAUAAGGUCUCACUGUACAACUGCAGGUGUGUGUCCAAGCACUGGCAAUGGCUAACUGAUGAGAUCUUAACUGAGGUGGAAGUAAAGAAGAAUGUUGAGAAACAGGCCAUGAUUUUGCAAGGUAACUCAACAUCUAAGGUCAACCCGGUUUAUGCUAAGAUCUGUGAAGUUUUAGUGCCCAUCAGUGAAGGGCACAAGCAGUUUCAGCAUGGAGAAUAUUUCCUCAAACAUAAGCUGACACAAGAACAGGAUUUGGAUUCUACCUACAAAGGCUUUAUAACUAAGACAGUCCAAAUGGAAGAACGCAACGUGUACUGUGGAGUGUAUAACAUCUUGGUCCUGUUGGAAAGAGAAGACCCCAGUAGAGUGAUACAUUAUGCUGGGGGGCAGUUUGUGGCGGUUGGCUCCAGGGAUCGUACCAUCAGGUUCCUGCAUGUCGCGUCACCCAAAGAGGUUCCUUUAGUGAUCCAAGGACAUGCAGGUAGUGUAAGAGCAGUUCUGGUUUGUGAAGAGAGAGACCUGGUUAUCAGCGCCAGCUAUGACCUCAGUAUCAGGUGCUGGAACCUGAAGACAGGCGUAUGUACAAUGAUUUUUCAUGGACAUUUUGGCACUAUAAACUGCCUGGAUUUGUACGGAGAUAGGCUGGUGUCUGGAGCCAAAGACUGUAGAAUUAGAGUGUGGAACCUACUGACGGGGAAGUGUGUUGAGAAUCUGAAGUUUAAACACCUUAAACCAAUCAUGUGUGUGAAGAGUAAUGAAACUCUGGUGGUCAGUAGCUGUGCUGGAGGUCAGAUCAGGGUAUGGAGCAUAGAGACGGCAUCACUUACAAGGCAAAUCAGUGGUCACCAGGGUGCAGUGCUGUGCCUGUGCUUCGAUCAGUGGCAUAUCCUCUCUGGGGGUUCAGAUGGGGAGGUCAAGGCAUGGAGCACCAACUGUAGCUUCAAAAAAUGCCUGAGGACCUUCCAGCAUCCAAAAGAGGUGUUGACCAUGUCUUUCCUGUUCCUGCGGCUCAUUACAGGCUGCAUGGACGGAAAGAUCCGCAUCUUCAACUUCUUAAAUGGAGACUGCCUGAGAGUUAUAAGGACAAACAUGAAGCAAUGCCCUGUCCUUUCUCUACACACACACCACAACACUGUGGUCGUAAACACCAGAGGGAGUAUUCUGAUGCUCCAGUUCGCUGAGGUUCACUGGGACUACUCUGCCAGUGCUUUUUUUGAGCGGUCCCAGAUCUCUCUUGAGAGUGUGCCUCGGACUUCUGAACGGACGACUCAAGGCGGUUCACCCAGCACAAAAAGUCGUUUUCACCGUUUCAAGAGCCUCUCAACCCCCAGUAUGCAGCAUGCUCGAGAUGCUCAGCAGGAGUCCACAAGGGCGGCGACGUGGAAUCAGCUCCAGGCUCAUCGUCACAACAGGACCUUCAUCAACAUGCAGUCUGAGUGCCUCACCAGGCCCCGAUCUGUUCUCUCAGCAAGCAGUGGAUAUAAGGACUUUCAAAACCGAGUCAGCCGCACACCAAGCACUGCCACCACCAACUUAGAUAAGAAGACUUAUGGCACCAAACACUCAGUACUCAGCCAGAGUGAGAAGGCAGCCCGAGACAGGGUGAGAAAGCGAGGUCCUCACCACCCGGUGACCCCUGACCUAGUUCUACUAAGGGCCAGCAGCUCCCAGCAGAGUUUGUGCAGUGACAAGGCCAGGUCCAACAUGGAGCUGAACGCCAGGGUGCGAGAUGCCUGGGGACCUGAUUUAUCCAGAGAGACAUCAUCUCAAACCACCAACAAAAGAACGUCUGAAAUCCAUGCUCCAUUCACUACCCACAGCGUUGACCUCAACCCUCAGGGCUCCUUAAAGUCCAGGCAGACCUGCUUGACACCUCACUCUCUUCCCAAACAAUCCCAGAGAUCCUUCAAAGUAAUUCGGUCUGGCACAAACAAGGUUGACCCUCUGAAUACGACUUCCUCGGAAGAUGGCAAGGCUCCACAGCGAUUGUUUUUGAGGAGAACUUCCAUGCCCACACAUUGCCAUGAAGAUUUUAAAAUGACCAAAAAGUCCAGUUCACAUCACGUCCCGCUAGACCCCUUCAAGGAGCAUGGUGUCUUUCAGCUGAGGACGGACACGCAACUGGACGCUUUCAUUCAGGAGUGUACCAGACAGCAGCAGAGUCACAAACAUGGCAGGGGUGACCAAAGUAAAAGUGUUUCCAAGCACAGCCAUUGUCAUCAGUAAAGGAAACUAGGUUUCAUGAAGGUACUGAAAUCUAAAAGCAUGACACACUUUUGUUAUUAGCUAACCAGACACAACUGAAUUCUAAGGUUGAUAUUUUACUCUAUAGAAGUACAUAAUAUAAUAGCAUAAUACAAUAUUUUAAAUGUUAUUGUGAAUUUGAUAAGUUGGCAUUUCCUGGGGGAAAAUCUAGUAGUUUAGUACAUCACAGCUGGUCCAAGUAACUAACUAAUACGCAGCUUGUCCCAAAACAAAGAUACCAGCUUAAUCUGGAUUUUCAAACAGGAUUCUCAGUCCAAUCUGUGUUUUUUACUUCUUGUAUAUUUUUAUGUUAUAGUCUUUGACCUCACAUAUAUUUUGAUGGAUAGAUGUUGCAUUAUAUCUAUGCAGUUUGAGAUUAUUAAUACAUGUCUUCCUUUUGUGGGUUUAUUUUGUAUACAUGUUUUGAUGCUAGGGGGCAGCAAAGUGCAAGCUAAACUGUGUCCCACGGAAAUCAUA
Messenger RNA from Rhinichthys klamathensis goyatoka, 3682 nucleotides. It is a transcript of the gene fbxw10, whose product is annotated as F-box and WD repeat domain containing 10. NCBI's taxonomy places the organism in Eukaryota, Metazoa, Chordata, Actinopteri, Cypriniformes, Leuciscidae. Bases 35 to 3187 code for a protein of 1050 amino acids. Gene Ontology annotation, molecular function: protein binding. The transcript is spliced from 14 exons. The record is from RefSeq and is a predicted model, not a curated record.